AACCUAUAAGCAGACGAUUGAAGAGCAAGAAUUGCAACCAGUAGUUGAGCCUGCUAAAAGUCAAGUUGUAGAUUCUCCUAAAGCUGGUUCAAGUUCAAAGAUUCCUUUAGAAAUAGACCAGACAAAUGAGGAAUUUGAGCAUCUCAGUAUGAUAACUGGGGAUAAUGAAAGAAGUAUAAUAUUUAGAGAGCAAAACAUGGGACCAGCAUUAAAAAGGCGAGCUGUUGCCGUACAUAAUGCAAAAGUUCCAAGAUAUCAUCCAGAUAAUGGAAGCGAUAUCAGAAAAAUGUUAGAGAGUCAAAGAAAACCAUUUCAGGAACUACUUGAAAAAGAGUUCGACAAACGCGGGCAGUUCAAAUUUUAA
Molecule: messenger RNA, 364 nt
Organism: Paraglomus occultum
Lineage: Eukaryota; Fungi; Glomeromycota; Glomeromycetes; Paraglomerales; Paraglomeraceae
Source: the annotation of a GenBank genome assembly